CUUUCCUCCCAGUUCUUCAACCUCAACCUCAGCCUGAGCCGCUGCUACUGUUGUGUUGAGUGGAUUGUGCUUGGCUGCCGCCGAGGCAUGAAUUUACAUUGGAUGAUGUGGUCUGUACGUUUUUACAUGUAACAAUUUCUUCCUAAAAGAGGAGUGCAGGGGUGUCAGAUUUGGAAACGUUUGAGUGCAGUGGCCCAAUAUUUUAACACAAUAUAACGGCAUUUCUGCUGUGGCUGGGUGAAAAAAAGAAGAAAGAAAAACUCGACACCGAGAAUUGCGCUUUGUGGUGGACAUUUUUUUCCGCCUUUGUAUUUCCUUGCGAGUCGCUGGGGACAUUUUGGAUUUUUUUCGUACUCUGAUUUGCGAGUUUUAUCUACGGAGGUUUUGGUUUUCUGUCUUCAGAGAACGACUUUUUUUUUUUUGUUUGUUUUAUUAUUUUAUGCUGCAAACGGGAAGUGUAUUACAGACGAUAAGAAAACUUUUGGCCAGACAGAACGCAACUCAAGAAAGGACGUUUGACUUUCACGAAUGAAUAGAACUUAACUGUUCUUAAAAUAAAUCACAUUGGGUCGAGUUGGACACUAGUCAGGAGACGUUGCUUAAAGCGCUUGUAAGGCGUUCAACUAAAGUCGAGAAGGCAAACUUUUGGGGGAUUUAAGUACUUUUCGGAUUUAAAUUCCAAUGAUACAUCGUAAACUAAUCGUCUGAGGAAUCUAAAUAUUAAGCUGCUCCCUCUGCUUUCAUGGAACUGUUUGGGAUAUUGCUCUGCUAGUUGCUUAGAACUUAAUGUCGCCACUUUUUUACAGUUCUGUAUUACUUUGUGCCGGUCUUGGAUCUUUUUCUGCCUCAAGCUGGACUCCAGGAAAGACACAUCAUAAAUGACAAGUGCCUGAUGACAAUGAAGCGGAAUUUCUUUCGGCUGGUGCCAUGUCGCUGUCUGCGAGGAGAGGAGGAGGCAGUCACCGCGCUGGAUUACUCUCACUGCAGCCUGGAGCAGGUGCCCAAGGAGAUAUUCGCAUUCGAGAAGACCUUAGAGGAGCUCUAUUUAGAUGCUAACCAGAUUGAGGAGCUUCCCAAGCAAUUGUUCAACUGCCAGUCUCUUCAUAAACUGAGUUUGCCAGAUAACGACCUAGCUGUAUUGCCACCCUCUAUCGCAAACCUCAUUAAUCUCAGGGAUCUGGACGUCAGCAAGAAUGGCAUCCAGGAAUUUCCAGAAAACAUCAAGAACUGCAAGGUUUUAACAAUAGUCGAAGCCAGCGUAAAUCCCAUUUCGAAACUACCUGAUGGAUUCACUCAGCUUCUCAACCUAACCCAGCUGUACCUGAAUGAUGCCUUUUUGGAAUUCUUACCAGCAAAUUUCGGCAGGUUAACCAAACUGCAGAUACUGGAGCUGAGAGAAAACCAGUUAAAGAUGUUGCCAAAAACCAUGAGCAAGCUGACCCAGCUGGAGAGACUGGACCUGGGAAGCAAUGAGUUCACAGAAGUGCCUGAAGUUCUUGAACAACUCACUGGUCUGAAGGAGCUUUGGAUGGAUGGGAACAGACUGGCAUACCUUCCAGGGGUAAUUGGGACGUUAAAGCAAAUGACCUAUUUAGAUGUAUCCAAGAACAACAUUGAAAUGGUUGACGAUCAGCUGUCAGGCUGUGAAAGCCUGCAAGACCUGCUGCUCUCCAACAAUGCACUGCAGCAACUUCCAGGAUCCACAGGUUCCCUGAAGAAAUUAACAGCACUCAAAGUGGAUGAAAACCAGUUGAUGUACCUGCCAGACUCCAUAGGCGGACUCACAUCCCUGGAAGAACUUGAUUGCAGUUUUAAUGAGAUAGAAGCCUUGCCGUCAUCCAUUGGGCAGUUCACCAACCUCCGGACCUUUGCUGCAGAUCACAACUUUCUGACACAGCUGCCUCCUGAGGUUGGUAACUGGAAGAAUGCAACCGUGCUGUUUCUACACUCAAACAAACUGGAGUCUCUGCCAGAGGAAAUGGGCGAAAUGCAGAAACUUAAAGUUGUCAAUCUGAGCGACAACAGGCUGAAGAAUUUACCCUUUACCUUUACCAAACUGAGCCAGCUGACAGCAAUGUGGUUGUCGGAAAACCAGUCUAAGCCCCUUAUACCUCUUCAGAAGGAGGAGGAUGAGGAUACACACAAAACCGUGCUUACCAACUACAUGUUCCCUCAACAGCCAAGGACAGAAGAUUUCUUGGCCAACUCUGAUAAUGAGAGCUUCAAUCCUUUGUUGUGGGAGGAACAGAGGAAACAAAGAGCACAGGUGGCCUUUGAGUGUGAUGAGGACAAAGAUGAGAGGGAGACACCACCCAGGGAGGGGAAUCUGAAGCGCUACCCAACGCCUUACCCAGAGGAACUAAAAAAUAUGGUGAAAACUGCACACACUAUAGCCCAUCGACUCAAAGAGGAUGAGUCGUCAGAGUCUGAAAAAGAAAUAAGACAGAACGAAGAUACGGCUGUUACAGUGAACGAUGUAGGUGUAAAGGCUUCAGGGAAUAACUGUGCAAGUGGAAAAAACCUGGAAAGCAAUCCAAAUGCAACUGUGAAUUGUGUGCUAAAACCCAGUGAACUUGAUUCUAAGGACACUAAAGAGACUUCACAGACGGCUGCACUUGUUAAGACCUCUGAGAACAUUCGAGCUAGAAUCAACCAUGAAGACACACUUGAGGACUCUGAAGACCUGUCCUCUGAUGAAGAGGAGAUGAAGAUUGCAGAGUUGCGACCUCCGCUUAUUGAGAUCUCUAUUAAUCAGCCCAAAGUGGUGGCACUAAGUAAGGAUAAGAAAGAUGAAAGUAAAGAUGCUGAUUCUUUAUUGGAUGAGACUGUUGCAAACAGUAACCAGAACAACAGCAACUGCUCCUCGCCAUCUCGCAUGUCAGACUCUGUGUCCCUGACAACAGACAGUAGCCAGGACACUUCCCUCUGCACUCCAGAGAAAGAGGCAAAGGUUAUGAUUAUAACCAAGAUCAGACAAGAUGAUGAAAAUUCAAAUCAGUUGAAGGAAACAGCACUCCUCCUUCAGAAUGGGAAUGGUUCGGACACCUCUCUGCAGGCCAUUCUGAAAAAUCAACAGGAAAAGAAGGUGCAAAAGGAAGCCAUCAAAAUGUCAGAUUUUGAGUUCACAGUGGACGAGAAACUGUCCCUCAUAGACAGGGGUAUGGAUUUAAAUAAUGGGAUGGAAGUUUCUUACAACAAAUGGGAUGAAAUCAAUAUGAAUAUAUCUAAGCUCUCUCCAGAUAAUAUGGAAAGGUUAAAUACCCUGGAAAAGACCAAGAACACAGUCCGGGAAGACUUAAAAAAUAAGUCUUUGCUUAACAACAAUGCUGAACAAGCUGCAGAAUACUACUUGGAGAAUGGUAACCAAUGUCCUACACAGGCUCUUUCUAAUCAUCUCAGUGGUCGAUUUGAAGAAACUCCCAGUUCUCCAACUAAGUUUGAGAUGGUGAGAACUGCUGCAGUCGGUGUAACAGCAAGUGCAGAUAUGUCUGUCUCUAGGAGCACUGAGGAACUGUCCCCACAGAAGCGGGGGCCUUUGGGACCUGUGGUGAAAUCUCAAAGUGUAACCAACAUCGAGCCAGGAGCGCUUAAAAUAUACCACAUUGUUGGCGAUAACGGACCACAUGAGCCAAAUGCUCCUGGAAGAGUACCUGCAGCUAAUGUUCAGGGGCAGAAUAUUGUCCGCAGCAAGUCGGCAUCUCUACUUAAUCACCAACCCCUGCAGGUCUACCCCGGCUCUUCCGCCUCUUCAUCUGACCUUGUGUCCUGUACCAAAACUUUAACCAAACACGAUCCCAACUUCAAACAACAAAGCGCCCAAGCAGGGAAGGGGCCCAUGCCUGCUGGCAUGCAGAUGCCAGGGGGGCCUCAAUAUAACAUCCAGUACUCAAGCAGCACAAUGCCCAAAGAAGGCCCCUGGACUCAGAGAACAGCCAUCCCACCAGAGCAAGGAUAUUUACCACCCCCUCGCCUGCAGUGGUCAGACAGUACUGACAGCUACAUGAAACACACAGCCAACACAAACUACUCGAACCGCAACAAUGCACAGGCCAGCUUGGGCUACAGCAUGCAGCAACGGGGUCCGCCCAGACAAAUGGAGAUGUGGGAAGUCAAUCCCCAGAAAGACAAAUUUAUGCCAGGUGGUCCCCGGAGCACCCUGCAGAGGCAGAGUAGCAAUUCCUCCUCCACCUCAAUGUCUCUUGGAGACCCGACACAACCCAGGCGCAUCGCGGCCCCGGCUGGAGAUUACUUAACUUACAGGGACAUUCACAGCAUGGGAAAGGGACCUCUGAUGAACCAGGGGAUGCAGAGACCCCUUUCCGCCAGGACCUACAGCAUCGACAGCCCCAACAUCCCCCGACCGCAAAGCGCACGGCCAUCCGCACAUGAGGUGCCUGAGAGAACGAUGUCCAUUAGUGAUUUCAAUUAUUCAAGGACUAGCCCUACCAAGCGGUCCAACGUGAGGGUGAAAUCAGAGCACUCGCUGCUCGACACACAAGAGGUCAGCAAGGUACCUGCCGACUGGAGAGAUCAGGUGAUGCGGCACAUCGAGGCAAAAAAGUUAGAAAAGAAUGUGCUGUCUAGGUCCUUUAAUUCCAAUUAUGCUGCAGUUAGCAGCUUUCACUAUGGCAGCUCUAGGGAUCUGCAUGGCAGCCAGGGCAGUGUUGCCUUUAGUGUUGCAGAUGGAAGACUUUCCGGAGCACACAUGUUCCGUGACGAAGUCUUUUCUCCAAGAUCGCCGGGCUACGAAAUGGUUGUACAUGGUCACAAGGAUGUGUCUAUGGACAUUAUGAGAAAAGUGCCUUUGACAAAUGGACAGAUGUGCCCAACUUCCCAGCCCCAGAUGAACUGCAGCCAAGUCCACUGUCAACCUUCCCAGGCCACUAUGGUGAGGCAUCCCUCCAGGGAGCAGCUGAUUGAUUACUUGAUGCUCAAAGUAUCCCACCAGCCCCAGGGUCCCAGCAGGCAGCCCCACGAGGUUGUGCAGAAGGAGGUGCAUGUCAAAAUAGAGAAGAAUCCUGAGUUGGGCUUCAGUAUAUCAGGAGGCGUUGGAGGCAGAGGAAAUCCAUUUCGACCAGAAGAUAAAGGUAUAUAUGUAACCAGAGUCCAGCCUGAAGGACCUGCAUCAAAACAUUUGCAGCCAGGGGAUAAGAUCAUUCAGGCCAAUGGAUACAACUUUGUUAAUAUAGAUCACGGACAGGCAGUUUCCCUGCUAAAAACUUUUCAGAGCACUGUGGACCUAAUCGUUUUGAGAGACGUCUGUGCAUAAAGGCGAGAACAAAACAAGAAACUUGCCCAGCAAGAGUCGUCGCCUUGGAAAAUUGAGAAAAACAACAAAAAAGAAUGAUUGCUUCAUUAUUUUUGUAAACGAAAGUCAGUUAUAUAAAUUAGAUGUUUGAACUGCAUACAGUAAUGAAAAUUAGUGCUUGUGGUGUGGGGCACAACCAUUGUUAGUGGUAGGGGCAUGCAUUGGGAAAUGUGGGGAUUUUGAAAGCUUACACUGGGGGGAUUUUUUUAUUUUUCUUUUUUUAACAAAAGAAUCGUACAUUUUUAAAGAUAUACUACUACAUGAACAAACCUGUGUGCUUUUUUUUUUUUUUUUUUUUUUUUUUUUUUUUUUAAUAAUUGAUCUGCGUUACUUUAACAUACAAAGCCUAAGUAGUAAGCCUACCUUUUUAGCUGGCUCGCAGAUGGCAGGGCUGUCUGUUACAUAGAUGUAUAUGCCUUUAUUUUUAAUUUUUCAACUGUUCAAUGCUGAAACCACUUCUAGAAAUGUACAGGAGAGGUGAUUUGAAGACAACGCUAUGUGCAUAUUGUGAAGGUGAAUGUGGUGCUGGAUUGAGUUUUCGGAGUUGGGCAAGACACAAUUUCAUCUUUUUGUUUUCCAUCCAGACAGUGGUGUAGGUGGCCUGGGCUUCCAGGUCAUUCUUGUUUUUUGAAAUGGCUGUACUUAUGAGACUUUGCAGAUGUCGUGUAGACUUUGACCUGCAGUGGAAAUCCUUUGACAGAUCCUGACACCCUGAGACAAUACGAAUUUCACCUUGGACCACAUGGCUUGGGACACUAGUAGUAGGAGGGUAGUUCGUCGUUUGUCUACACAGUCACCCAAUUUGUUAGAAAGAACAACUUAGCUUUAAUUGCCUUGUAAUCCACAUUUGGUGCAGAGUGUUUCUGUGGAAGCAUUGUUGGGUUUUUUUGGUGGGGUGGGGGGUUGUUUUGUUUUUGCAUCACUUAAUGAAAACCACCUCAUGAUUUGGCAAAUGUUACCCAUGUAUUUCUUUUUGUAAUAUAAUUCUGAAAUAAUGGCACCAUUGUUUUUAUAGAAGAACAGCAUAACACACUGGUAAAUGCAUUGAACUAUAACCAACAAAAAACACAGUCAAUUGUUGUUGAAGUACUGGAUCAGUGAGAAGACAUUGGUGAAAUUGGGAAAAUUAUUUUGUUUGGCCUUAAGUUGCCUUGAUUUGUAUGUGGGAAUAGCAAGUAUGGUGCUAGGUUACCAAAGUAAGUGUGUAAACUGUGGCAUUGUGACUGAGACUGCUGAGGACUGGAAGUGUGGAUGGGACCGUUUUGGUAGGCAUUUAUCAAAGGGCUUUUCUUCUAGAUGUAAAAAUGUGAAUUAGACACAAGAUUAGUUACUAAAGGGUUUCUAACAAAAGAAUCAGACACCACUGACUGCCUUUCCUUAGUGUUUUAAAGUUAUUAUUUUUAAUGUUAACUAAAAUUAAUUGUUUUAAAGAGUUUUUAUUGACAGUUUCAAAAUGCAUUUAAAAAAAAAAGUUUGUUGCUGGGGGAUGAUGCACACAGCAAUGUGGAACACAGUAAAGUGCCAUAGGAGACCAUGAACUGUUCGAACCAAGGGGGAACUCGAAGCAUUAUUCAAUUGCAUGUUUAACACUGUUUAAUGAAAAUUUCAUAUAGUCUGUUUUAACUCGUGAUAUGUUUUGGUAUUAUUGUACUUGUCAAAAUAGCAAUAGCUAAUCUGACUCAAAUAGAGGUUGAUUUUUUAUUUAUUUAUUUUUUUAAUGGCAAGGAAACCCUGUAAGGACUCUUCAAACAGCAGAUUGUUAUACAUAAUUUUAUAUUUAAAAUUGAAUGAAAACAUAGGAACUUUAAUUUUCAAAACAAUUUCUAAGAAACUUUUCAUGUCUCUCUUUCUCUCGAUAUAGAUAUUUUGUAGCACAAUGUAUAACUACCCCAACUAUUAAUGUGUUUCUGUGCUACAGAAAACAUGCAGCAGUGUCUCUACCAAAAGCCUUUUCCUUAGACACUUCAGAAUCGUAAUUGAUAGCUAUUUGAAGAUGCCUAACAAAAUUUGCUGUUUUUUCUAUUUCACCAAGAAUAGUAAUAGCAAAUUAACAAAGUCAAUAUGUGAGGUUUCAAAUUUAUGAAAAUAAUGCAUGUCUUCUGUUUCAUCAGCACUGCUCCUCUGUUUUUAUAUAAAUUGGAUAUAACUUGACUUUUUAAUGAACUUGGCAAUAGUACCGGACACUAAAAUGUGGUGGUCUAAUUUAUAAGCAGUUUCUUCAACAAGAAUGCAUCUUUUAAAAACCAUUGUAGGACGCACCCCUCGCUGUGUGCUAUCGGCUACCUGCUUUUUUCCUUGAGGUCUGUCUGUGUGGAGUUUGCAUGUUAUCCCCGUGUUCGCGUGGGUUUUCUCCGGCUACUCUGGUCUCCUCCCACAGUCCAGAGACAUACUGUUCAGGUUGAUUGGACGCUUUAAAUUGCCCUGUGUGUGAGGUGCCCUGCGAUGGACUGGCAUCCCUUCCAGGGUGCAGUCCUGCCUUUGCGCCCUGUGUCUGUCGGGUUAGGCUCCAGCUCACCACGACCCUGUAAAGGAUUAAGUGGUUAACAAAAAUGGAUGGAUUAUCAUGAACUCUCGGCUAUGUUUCAAAUGUAGUUGCACUAGUGAUUACAUCAUUACAUAAACCGCUUUAAUGAAACUGCCACAACUGACUGCUUGCAAAUGCAAGUUUCAAUUUAAAAUUCUAUUAUUUCCACUGAAAUGAAGAAAACACUUAGCUGUGCUCCCUUAAAUUUGAAAUGAGAUUGUUCUACUUCUCUUGGUUUUCUCACGUCAUUUGAGGCAAUUCAAAUGUCUGUACUGCUGCCCAAAAUUGAAAUUUAAUAUAAAACAUGCACCUGUUUAAUUUUAAUUGACAGAUUAAAAUAAAUGGGAAUGUGGCAUAAUAUUGUUUUUUUUUGUUCUUUUAACUCCUCUUUUUUAUGAUUUAACGCAAGUCCCCUUUUUAUACUUUAUCGCAUGUCCUCUAUUGCCAAAUCAUUAAAGUUCAAUUCUUUUAAAACAAAUUCUAAAAUUCAUACAUAUUUAUUAUGCUUUUUUAUUUAUUUAGGUAGUUUGCUUUUUUUGACUAGAUUUUACUAAUUGAACGUGUAAAUAAUUUAAAAAUAAACAUACCGCGAGUAAACCAGCAAUAAAUAAGAAAUGCAAAAACGAGCCCUUUUACCGUAUUACUGUUUAAUUUCAUUGUUUUCUCUCUAAGCAGCUGUGAUGAAAUGAUUGAUUUUUAAGAUUUGCUUUAUUUGAACAUUCCAAAUUUUGUAUAUAACUUUACUGUUUCUAAAGUAACCUGUGGACAGUAGGAAAUAAACUAAUGCUCUUUAAAA
This is a messenger RNA of Polyodon spathula (Mississippi paddlefish), 8628 nucleotides long. RefSeq names its product erbin-like. The coding region runs from base 893 to 5269 and encodes 1458 amino acids. The transcript has 28 exons. Gene Ontology annotation, biological process: neurotransmitter receptor transport, endosome to postsynaptic membrane; neurotransmitter receptor transport postsynaptic membrane to endosome. NCBI's taxonomy places the organism in Eukaryota, Metazoa, Chordata, Actinopteri, Acipenseriformes, Polyodontidae. The record is from RefSeq and is a predicted model, not a curated record. Gene Ontology annotation, molecular function: protein binding. Gene Ontology annotation, cellular component: postsynaptic membrane; postsynaptic density; adherens junction.